Molecule: messenger RNA, 782 nt
Organism: Ziziphus jujuba (common jujube)
Lineage: Eukaryota; Viridiplantae; Streptophyta; Magnoliopsida; Rosales; Rhamnaceae
Product: copper transporter 1
Exons: 1
Coding region: 114-590 (158 amino acids)
Biological process (GO): intracellular copper ion homeostasis; copper ion transmembrane transport
Cellular component (GO): plasma membrane
Molecular function (GO): copper ion transmembrane transporter activity
Source: RefSeq, a predicted model, not a curated record
AUCACAUAUUAUGUGUGCAUUGAAACUCUGUCACGGCCUUGUUCUUUUCUUGGUUCACUAAAAUUCCAAAUAAGAGGUGGAGGCAGAGAGAGAGAGAGAGAAGAGAGAGAGAGAUGGAGGGGAUGGAUCAUGGUCAUCAUGACAUGGGGGACAUGGCAUCGCCACCAUCCAUGAACGGUACAGAAGGGAUGCCCCAUCAUCAUAAGAUGAUGAUGAUGCACAUGACAUUCUUUUGGGGCAAAAACGCUGAGAUAUUGUUCAACAAAUGGCCUGGAACCAGCACUGGCAUGUAUGUAUUGGCCUUGGUUUUCAUCUUCGUGCUUGCCCUUCUGGUUGAGUGGCUUUCCCAUUGCAAAUUAAUCAAAGACGGUUCGAACCACGUUGCGGCCGGUCUGGUUCAGACAUUUUUGCAUGCCAUCAGAGUUGGUUUGGCUUAUAUGGUCAUGUUGGCCGUUAUGUCUUUCAACGUCGGAGUGUUUUUGGUGGCUAUAGCAGGUCAUACUGUCGGGUUCUUCUUUUUCGGGAGCAGGGUUUUCAAGAAAUCGGAAUUUGAAAAGGCAGGGUCGGAUCUUCCUCCGAUGAGCUGUUAAUUGGAAGAUUGGUAAUUUUUGGCAUAAACUUAUAUGUCACGGCUUCUUCGAAAGACUCGAAGACUAAAAACAAAUGGUACUGUUUAGGCAUGUUGUGUGUAUUUAAUUAGCAGUUUCUUUCUCAAAUAUAAUACAAUUAAUUUUGUGCUACCUUCUCAAAAUUAAAUUGGGGUUUUAGGGUUUUUGUUUUAA